AUGUCGUAUAUGCCUCCCACUCCUCUUACCAUGAACGAUGACCCCAUCGUGAAGGAGUCAGGCUUCACUAUUUCCGGCAUCUCAAAUGAGCAGGGCGAAGGUUGGCAAGUGGUUGGCGAUGACAUACAGGCGUUGCUGGCGGUACUGCAACAAGGACAGGAAGUGAUGUGCCAGCCAGGAGCUAUGGUCUCCACCACGGGUACGGUAGAGCCGGAGCUCACCACAGGGGGCUGCUUCAACGGAUGCAAACGGUGCUGGUGUGCUGGAGAGCUGUGCUGUCGCACGCACUACAAGAACGUCAACGGCCGGCUGGAGCAUGUGACAGUCUCGCCCCCUUACCCAUCCAAGAUCAUCCCGGUGUCGAUGAACGAGCAUACUAGUGGCCUGUACAUCACCCGCCAGUCAUGGCUUGCAUCUGUAGGGAGGGAUGCAGACUUCAAUGUUUCAUGCAUGCCUAGCUUCAGUCAGUGUUGCUGUCUUGGGCUGGGAUGCUGCAUCCCAUCCCUCGUGGGUAGUGGUUAUUCUUUCCUCGCUGGAGGAGGUACGGUUAUGAAGAAGACUUUGAGAGAAGGCGAAUCAGUUGUCGUGCAAACAACUGCAUUGCUCGCUUGGGACAAGAAAGUGAAACUGGAAGGAGCAUGUGCGGGUGGACCUGGAGUAGUCUGUUGCGGUGGCAUGGGAUUCUGCACUGCCAAAUUCACAGGUCCUGGCACCAUCUACGUGCAGAGCAUGAGCUUUAGCAAGUGGGCCAUGUCGUACAUGAGACCGUAA
Molecule: messenger RNA, 771 nt
Organism: Guillardia theta CCMP2712
Lineage: Eukaryota; Cryptophyceae; Pyrenomonadales; Geminigeraceae
Exons: 14
Coding region: 1-771 (256 amino acids)
Source: RefSeq, a predicted model, not a curated record